Molecule: messenger RNA, 2098 nt
Organism: Arachis stenosperma
Lineage: Eukaryota; Viridiplantae; Streptophyta; Magnoliopsida; Fabales; Fabaceae
Exons: 4
Coding region: 242-1531 (429 amino acids)
Source: RefSeq, a predicted model, not a curated record
CUUCAUUCAUCACAACAGCUUUGAAGGGAUACACCUGUCAUUAUCACAAUCACACGAACCCAUUUUUGUCAUUUCAUGCAACCUUCCACCUUCUCUCACUAACUACCCCUCUCUCUCUCUCUUUCCCCACUUCCACUUCCACCACCACCAACUCACACAGAACACAAAAACCCACACAAACUGGUGAGAAGCUGGGAAGAAUCAUCACACAGCAACAUCCAAAGCUUCCAACUUCCUUGCAAUGGGGACUCGAAUCCCUUCCCAUCAGCUCAGUAGUGGCUUGUAUGUUUCGGGUCGACCCGAACAACACAAGCCUGAGCGACAGCCGACAAUGUCGUCGCGCUCCGUUCCCUACACCGGCGGGGACCCCAAGAAAUCCGGGGAGCUCGGGAAGAUGCUCGAGGUUCCCGGCGUCGACGCCAAGCCCUCUCGGUCAUCUUCGCAGCACAACAGUGGGUCGGUUAGAUCCGGGCCGAACUCGGGCACUGUUGGCAGGAACAGUGGUUCGGGCCCAAUGACCCGGAAAUCGUCUGGUUCGGGCCCGAUGGCGCUUCCAACGGGGCUCAUCACGUCGGGCCCGGUAGGAUCCGGCCCGAUUGGAAAGCGUUCGGGUCAGCUGGACCAGACGGGUGCUCCGGCAGCGGCGCCUUCGGCGGGAGGGAAGACGGUUUAUGGUUCGGCCGUGACGAGCUUGGCGGAGGAGGUGAAGGUCGGGUUUAGGGUUUCUCGGGCGGUGGUGUGGGUUUUCCUGGUGGUGGUGGCAAUGGGGUUGCUGGUUGGGGUGUUCUUGAUGGUGGCGGUGAAGAAAUUUGUGAUCUUGGUGGCACUUGCGGCGGUUAUUGUUCCGGUGGUGGCUUUGACUGUUUGGAACUGUGUUUGGGGAAGAAGAGGGUUGUUAGGGUUUGUGAAGAGGUACCCUGAUGCUGAGCUUAGAGGCGCCAUUGAUGGACAAUACGUCAAGGUUACCGGGGUUGUAACCUGUGGCAGUAUUCCUUUGGAGUCAUCCUACCAAAGGAUAUCUAGAUGUGUAUAUGUCUCUACUGAAUUAUAUGAAUAUAAAGGUCUUGGUGGAAAAUCAGCAAAUCCUAAACACCGCUGCUUCACUUGGGGUUCUAGAUACUCUGAGAAAUAUGUAGCAGACUUUUACAUAUCAGACUUCCAGUCUGGGUUAAGAGCACUAGUGAAAGCAGGCUAUGGUGCCAAGGUUGCUCCCUUUGUGGAACCAACUACUGUAGUUGAUGUAACAAAGGACAACAGAGAGUUAUCGCCGAACUUCUUAGGCUGGCUUGGGGACCGCAAACUCUCUAGCGAUGACCGUAUAAUGCGCCUCAAGGAAGGGUACAUCAAAGAAGGUAGCACUGUCAGUGUAAUGGGAGUUGUGCGUCGACAUGAUAAUGUGCUCAUGAUUGUUCCUUCCACAGAACCUGUCUCAACAGGUUGUCAAUGGAUCCGCUGCCUCUUGCCAACCUACGUUGAGGGUCUUAUCCUGACAUGUGAGGAUAAUCAAAAUUCCGAUGUUAUUCCCGUUUAGCAUCUUCUGUCUAAUAAGCUUCCACGGAAACUGAUGUCUUAAUACCAAAAAUGUAGUUAGUGAUGGUGGAAUCCUACACUACAGGUUAAACAACUAGUUUUCCACGUGCAAUCUCUGUGUAGAUCAUUAAUUUGGCUCGGGAAGAAGAUGCAAAGACGACUCUGAAGUCGUCAUAAGAAUCAGAAUAUAAUCAGAUUCAUAUCACUUGAGGAAGGGUCAAAUGUCAAGUAGAAGCAGUAUGAGAGUCAUAUAUAUCAGUGUAUGAAGAAGUUGCAUAUUGUCUUAUUUAUUAUGCUUAAUUAUAUGUACAUAGGUAGGAGAUAUGCCCGAAGGGGCUCGAAGUAGUUGCUCUCAUAUUUGGAGUUUAGUGCUAGCAUGAAUGUAGUUGCUCUAUUGCUAAAAUAUUUGGUACAUGUCAAGUGUGUUAACCUGUAUUCUUCAAGUUAGUAUGUUGUAUUAAGCCUAUGAUCUAUCAUAGUAGCUGUAAAAUUGAAGCAUCAAUCCUACCACUGAUAAUCUUGUAUAAAUUUUGGCGUAAAAUAAGUUCUUGUGUUUUGCAUUUACAAA